CGUCCUCGGCGCCUGCACUGCUUGGUGUCCGCGGUUAGCGCGGGGAUCCCAGCGUGCGAGGCUGUCUCCCCGACGGCGGCGUCCAUUCUUUCAGGCUCAGUCGGCCCUUAGCCGGCAGGAAACCCCGACCUGCGGCGCUCCCCUGCCUCCCGCCCAGUCCGCGCGGGGUCUCCGACCAGCCCUGCCGACGAGUCAUGGACGCCCGCCGGCGCCGAGCCCGCGCGCAGGGGCUUUCUCAGACCCGGGCGCCGUUUCCGCUACUGUUGCUGCUGCUGCUGCUGCCGCCAGGUGGAGAAACUGAGGCCAGAGAGGGCUAAAGACUUGCCCAAGGCCAGUAUGGGUAAAGGGGGCCGUUUCGGGACUGGGGCGGGAGUGUGUCUUUCCUCCUCGUUCUCGGCUCUCCGUGUUUCUUACCCUCGCGGGGCGCACUCCCUGCCUCCCAACCUUGACUUUAGAGGAACCCGUUAAGCACUCGGGGGAGAACCCGGGCCUGGCCCACCGCCAGAAGGCUCUUUGGGAGGCCUGCCUGUGGUUGAACUGAUACCGAGGAGCGGGGUCUUGGCGUGACCGCGAGGGCUCGUCUGCGGGCCCAAAAACGGGUGGUCGGUUUUGAGAACGCUUUGGGGGUGCUUUCAGGACUCUGUUUCUGCUCCUGCUGCUGAGGCCCUCACUACUCAGAGUGCUUGCAUUCCCUCCCCCUACCCCCCAUCCCCCUAUCCUCCCCAUCCUCGUCCUCCCUUUGGCCCCUCCUUUAACUCUGGGGACAGGGGGGCAGCCAAGAUGCCAUUUCAAGGACUGAAGUUGGGUCCAACUUCCCCAAGGAUUCCUCUCAUCCCUUCCCCAUGGGUGUUCCCAGAUCUGUAAGUGGGAAGCAGCAGACAGCUGACCUAAAUUGCCACAUCUGUGCUGGGGUUUCCAGACAGGUAAGGAUCUUCCAUCAGGAUGUGAAGGCAGCGUCACCUGUGGGUCACAUUCUGAGAUUAUCAGAGCCACGUGGGUGCCUCACUUCUAAACGGCUUGCGGCCACAGCCCUGCAAGGUUCUGGGUAGGGUAAAGGGGAGCCCCAGACCUGAGCUGCAGUCUCUCACCUGGGCGGCCCUGGGUGGUCCUGGCCCUGGAGUAGAGUGGUCAUCUCUCCAUCAUGAAAGCAGUGAGGGCUAGACCCAGUAGACUGUGCUUGCAUCCCACCCCUGCCCUGUAGUAACAGUGACCGUAAGGAUAAAUAAUAGUUCUUGAGCUUUUACCACAUGCCUGGCACUGAGCUAAGCACUUCACUCACAACCCCAGGAGGUGCAAUCAUUUAUAAUCUUUAUUUUUACAGAUACAGAAACUGAGGUUCAGACAGGUUAAGCCACUUGCCUGAACUCACACAGCUCAUGGGGUUUGUCAGGAUUUGAACCAGCUCUUUCCAGCUUCAGAGCCCAGACUUGCAAACACUGUGCCUCUCUCUGUGUGUGACCUGGUGGAAUCCCUGUCCUUGUUGGGCCUCAGUUUCCCCAUCUGUAACUCAAGGAGGCCUGAAAGUCUGGGAUUCCACAGAGUAUCCCCAUGGCCAGUGCCUCUGAAGCUGAGCACCGUUUGUUUGAGCGGCUGUUCGAAGAUUACAAUGAGAUAAUCCGUCCUGUGGCCAAUGUGUCGGACCCGGUCAUCAUCCAGUUUGAAGUGUCCAUGUCUCAGCUGGUGAAGGUGGAUGAAGUAAACCAGAUCAUGGAGACCAACUUGUGGCUGAAGCAAAUCUGGAAUGACUAUAAGCUGAAGUGGAACCCCUCCGACUAUAAUGGGGCAGAGUUCAUGCGUGUCCCUGCACAGAAGAUCUGGAAGCCAGACAUCGUGCUGUAUAACAAUGCUGUUGGGGAUUUCCAGGUGGAUGACAAGACCAAAGCCUUACUCAAGUACACGGGGGAAGUGACUUGGAUACCUCCGGCCAUCUUUAAGAGCUCAUGCAAGAUCGACGUGACCUACUUCCCAUUUGAUUACCAAAACUGCACCAUGAAGUUCGGUUCCUGGUCCUACGACAAGGCAAAAAUCGACCUGGUCCUGAUCGGCAACUCCAUGAACCUCAAGGACUACUGGGAGAGUGGCGAGUGGGCCAUCAUCAAAGCCCCUGGCUACAAACACGACAUCAAGUACAACUGCUGCGAGGAGAUCUACCCAGACAUCACGUACUCACUGUACAUCCGGCGCCUGCCCUUGUUCUACACCAUCAACCUCAUCAUCCCCUGCCUGCUCAUCUCCUUCCUGACCGUGCUCGUCUUCUAUCUGCCCUCUGACUGCGGCGAGAAGGUGACGCUCUGCAUCUCGGUCCUCCUCUCCUUGACUGUGUUUCUCCUGGUGAUCACCGAGACAAUCCCGUCCACCUCUCUGGUAAUACCCCUGAUUGGCGAGUACCUCCUGUUCACCAUGAUUUUUGUAACCUUGUCCAUCGUCAUCACUGUCUUUGUACUCAACGUGCACUACAGAACCCCAACCACGCACACCAUGCCCACGUGGGUCAAGACUGUUUUCUUGAACUUGCUGCCCAGGAUGAUGUUUAUGAUCAGGCCAGCGAGCAACGAAGGAAACGUUCAGAAGUCAAGACCUUUCUACAGUGCUGAGCUCUCCAAUCUGAAUUGCUUCAGCCGUGCAGACUCCAAAGGCUGCAAAGAAGGCUAUCUCUGCCAGGACGGGAUGUGUGGCUCCUGCCACCACCGCAGGAUAAAGAUAUCGAAUUUCAGCGCCAACCUUACGAGAAGCUCCAGUUCUGAAUCUGUCGAUGCUGUGCUGUCCCUCUCUGCUUUGUCUCCAGAAAUCAAAGAAGCUAUUGAAAGCGUCAAGUAUAUUGCUGAAAAUAUGAAAGCACAAAAUGAAGCCAAAGAGAUUCAAGAUGAUUGGAAGUAUGUUGCCAUGGUGAUUGAUCGAAUUUUCCUGUGGGUUUUCAUCCUGGUGUGCAUUUUAGGGACAGCAGGAUUGUUUCUGCAGCCCUUGAUGGUCAGGGAUGACGUGAACAAAAAGGCCAAGCGAUCCAACAAUUGAAACCAGAAGAAAAGUCCACAAAAACAUCCGAUCCAGAACCUGGGCUAUGAAUUUCCAAUCUUCAACAACCUGUUACCAAAAAAACA
Messenger RNA from Choloepus didactylus (southern two-toed sloth), 3098 nucleotides. It is a transcript of the gene CHRNA3, whose product is annotated as cholinergic receptor nicotinic alpha 3 subunit. Gene Ontology annotation, biological process: nervous system process; chemical synaptic transmission; regulation of membrane potential. The record is from RefSeq and is a predicted model, not a curated record. Gene Ontology annotation, molecular function: transmembrane signaling receptor activity; 2 iron, 2 sulfur cluster binding; acetylcholine-gated monoatomic cation-selective channel activity. Lineage: Eukaryota; Metazoa; Chordata; Mammalia; Pilosa; Megalonychidae. The coding region runs from base 1549 to 3012 and encodes 487 amino acids. The transcript is spliced from 8 exons. Gene Ontology annotation, cellular component: postsynaptic membrane; synapse; neuron projection.